Messenger RNA from Eufriesea mexicana, 1379 nucleotides. RefSeq names its product suppressor APC domain-containing protein 2. Bases 24 to 1379 code for a protein of 451 amino acids. The transcript has 4 exons. NCBI's taxonomy places the organism in Eukaryota, Metazoa, Arthropoda, Insecta, Hymenoptera, Apidae. The record is from RefSeq and is a predicted model, not a curated record.
UUUAAACACGUUUAUAUAUAAAUAUGGCACAAAUACAAACAUCGAGCGCGGAUGGGCUGCCAAAGCAUUUUGUUACCGCUAUGCGUACACUUUUUGAUAUAAUGGAUGAUCAAAAUACAGGCUUUGUCAAAUUUUCUGAUAUUGAAGGCAGAUGGCAAGAUGAUGGAACACAAGGUCUUCCAAAAGGUGUUUUAGAUAGCCUUAAAAAAGUCACACCACCUAAUGGAUUAUUGUCUUUUGAAAGGUUUUGUACAGGACUCAAGAUAUGUUUAUUACAAGUUCAAACAGAGACUGACUCUAAAAAACAUGAUGGUCAACCAAACAGACCACCAUCUGCUCCAAUACUUAUACCUGAUGAGCAAAAUAAAACAACAUGGACAUCUCCAAAUACAGCAACUAUUAGACCAAAUAAUGCUAUAUCUCAACAACGUACUUUAAGUAUGCCACAAUUACUAGCAGGUCGAAAAGAUGUUAAUCACACACAUUUAGAAUUAAUGGAUGGUAGAGGUGGACCUGAAUUAAAAUUAAAUAAAGCGUAUGGACCUCCAAAACCUCCAAGAAUGGGUGCUGCAUUAGAAGCUAGAACUAUUAAUUCAGAUAGAAAUUUUGAUAAAUCUGAAAUACGAACUGUAUUACAAAAUUGGCAAAUGGGUUUGUUGAUGAAUGAUGAUAAAACUGUAGAAAAGAGGCAAUUACCAGCAGUGAAUUAUAGAUCUGACACUAGAACAUUAUUAAGACCAACUAGAGUAUUGGGUGAUGGUAAAGCAGUUGAUUUACAAAAUAAUCAAGUUGGUUUACAGCCUAAAAAACCAUUAAACAGACGCAGAGAACCAAGGCGUCACACGUUGCAGAAUGGUAUUGAUUACAAUAUGAUGAAAAGAAUGAAACAAAUUGAACAAGAAAAAGAUGUAUUACUUCAAGGACUAGCUGCAGUUGAUAAAGCCAGAGAAUGGUAUUUAAAGCAAAUCUCUUCUACUCAGGAAAAAAUCAAACAUCUUGGACGUAUGGGAUCUCAUGUGGAACAAUGGACAGAAGCACAACAAGAACGUUUGGAAUUACAACGUGCUCGAGUAUUAGAAGUGAACAGACACUUAGCUGCAUUAAUAAGUAGUUGGGAACGUGGUGGACUUCCUCUUCACAUGAAUCUUGCUUUUCUCAGUACUCCUACAUCAACCCAACUGCAACAGGAUAUAUUGUCUAGGUUAAAGCAACAAAAUCACAGACUAACAGAGGAAGUCAGUAAAAAAAGUCAAAGAAUAGCAAUACUUGAACAAGAAAAGGAUAACUUGGUACGAGAAUUGUAUAAUAGACAAAGUAAUAUGGUUCAAUCUAGAAGAGCAACAAUGAUUCAUGAACAACAUGAUCAAACAUUCAUGUAA